Entrophospora candida is the source of this 752-nucleotide messenger RNA. The record is from the annotation of a GenBank genome assembly. NCBI's taxonomy places the organism in Eukaryota, Fungi, Glomeromycota, Glomeromycetes, Entrophosporales, Entrophosporaceae.
CAUUUAUGGUACUCCUGAUAAGUCUUAUUUUCAUCCUUCAGUUUACAGGCCCAAUUCAAUCAACCAAUAUUGAACAUUUACAAAAAAGACAAGACACUCCACCACCGGAUAAUCCACCGCCAAAAGAUAAUCCACCGCCAAAAGAUAAUCCACCGCCAAAAGAUAAUCCACCGCCAAAAGAUAAUCCACCACCGGAUAAUCCACCGCCACCACCACCGGAUAAUCCACCGCCAAAAGAUAAUCCACCGCCACCACCACCGGAUAAUCCACCGCCAAAAGAUAGUCCCCCAGAUAAUCCAACACCACCAGCCCCAGAUCCAACGCCACCAACUCCAGAUAAUCCAACUCCACCAGCCCCAGAUAGUCCAACGCCACCAGCCCCAGAUAGUCCAACGCCACCAAAUCCAGAUAGUCCAACUCCACCAGCCCCAGACAGUCCAACUCCACCAGCCCCAGACAGUCCAACGCCACCAGCCCCAGACAGUCCAACACCACCAGUCGCAGACACCACAACACCACCACCAAUAGCAGACACCACAACACCACCAGCCCCAGACAGUCCAACACCACCAGCCCCAGACAGUCCAACACCACCAGUCGCAGACACCACAACACCACCAGUCGCAGACACCACAACACCACCACCAAUAGCAGACACCACAACACCACCACCAAUAGCAGACACCACAACACCACCAGUAGCAGACACCACAACACCACCACCAGUCGCAGACACCACAACACCACCACCA